GCUAGGCUCUGCAGAGUUAGGACAAAGACCUGCGUGGUGCCAGCCUUUGGGAGAUGUCUACAAAAGGAGCUCUGGACGAGGGCAUGGAAAAAGGAGGAUGCUCGGCCACCCUGGCUUUGUGGUCCAUGGGAGCGUUUGCAGGCACAAAACCAGCAAGUUAAUGGAGUUAAUUAUUAUCUCGGGAGACAGCGAGAGCUGUCCGUGGGUCUGUGCCACUCAGCCCCCGCUGCUGUGGUCAGCCAAAAGGCAGCAGAUGGGAAAACAGAAGAGUUCAAGCUGGUGUACAGGUUCCCAGGGAUCAAGUACUGCAGGAUGCUGUCCCGACUGAAGCUGCUGCAGACCGGCACCACCCUGCUCAUGCUGCCGCCUGUCUGCUACCUCUACCUGCAGGACCAAGUUUCUCAGAGUAUCUUCUUGUAUACAGCUGGCGUUGCAUUCUUUGCUGGUGCAAUGCUGUAUGGUAUGAGCUACUUUUUCAGACGAAUUAUUGGAUUAAUAUACUUAAGUGAAACUGGCCGUACCAUUAAAGUGGCCCACUUGACAUUCUGGGGAAGACGGAAUGACAUUUACUGUCCUCUAGAGACAGUGAUGCCUUUGGAUGAAGUUGGGGAUAGCAAAGGGGAGCUGCUUCUCCAGUUCAAACGCUAUAACAGUACAGACAUUUUAUAUUUUACAAUUAGGUUUGGCCAGAUUGUAGACAGACAGAAGUUUACUCAAAUAUUUGGAGAACCUGAGUGA
Nestor notabilis (Kea) is the source of this 738-nucleotide messenger RNA. It is a transcript of the gene TMEM186, whose product is annotated as transmembrane protein 186. The annotation marks the transcript as partial. Gene Ontology annotation, cellular component: mitochondrion. NCBI's taxonomy places the organism in Eukaryota, Metazoa, Chordata, Aves, Psittaciformes, Psittacidae. The record is from RefSeq and is a predicted model, not a curated record. The transcript has a single exon.